AUGGUCAAGCCACGUUGGGUAGCAAGCUUCUACUCCAAGGUUGGAUCCGCCUUCUUCCUCGCCACUCCCCUACUGCUGCUUGGUCUCUCGCCUUCAACCGUCGAUGCAACUUGUCCGACCUGCCAAUAUGUCGAUGACUUGCUAAAGCCAUGCAAAGCUAAGCUCGAUAUUCUCACAUGGCCCGGAUUCAUGGUUUACCAGCCUACGGAUCUGCAAGCCCCCUGCGCCUGCAACCAAAACUACUACAGCAUGAUCACUAAUUGCCUGACAUGCGAGACCUCGUCAUCGGCCAAUUACACCGUUGCGGCAAUAGAUCUAUACAAGGCCAUCUGCUCGUCGCAAAAUCAGGUCUGGAAGGACAUCAACAACCCCAAUGGAACCGUCACCACCACAACAACAACCGCACCCACCUCCACAACCGCUUCAUCCACAAUCACCACCAUCUCCCCCUCAGGCCUGGAUGGACCCCCCACUGGGUCGUCACCAAGUCUCUCCAACGGUGCCAUUGCCGGAAUUGUGGUCUCUGUGAUCGCCUUGAUCGUCGCCUUGUCGGUUGCAGGCUAUGUCUACUCGAGGCGGCGGCGGGAACAUGUCGCGGCAGUUGACGACCUGGACGAGUACAAAUAUAACACCAACUCACGCGACUCGUACAUGGACGGCUCUCUCCCUCAGUACACCGGUCAGAUUCAGUCUGUCUUGCCUCCCAUUUCCAAGAUCUCAAACUUGCGUGUCAUGAACCCUGACAGCGAUGACGAGGCCGGUGGAGCAGCCCCUACACGUCCUCCACAGCACCAGAGCCAGGGGAGCUUCGAAGUGAACCGCAACUCAUCUCCAGGAUGGCGCCGCGGCAGCUUUGACGAUGAUUGA
Messenger RNA from Linnemannia hyalina, 867 nucleotides. The record is from the annotation of a GenBank genome assembly. NCBI's taxonomy places the organism in Eukaryota, Fungi, Mortierellomycota, Mortierellomycetes, Mortierellales, Mortierellaceae.